UUGUUGCGACAACUGUAUAUAUACAAAUACAACGUACAAUAUAUGUGCUAUACAGCAGUGUAUCAUAUUUACAUACUUACGUGUUAUCACUGUUGACUGUUAUUGUAAUGAUUACGUCGUGAUACUUUGAAAGCAAUCAGGUGUGCUGUAACACCUUUCAAACGUAAUAUAAUGUAAAGAAGAAAUUAAAAAUUGAGUUUGCAAUCACCACUUGAUUUUCAUUCCAAUUUCUUUAAUUUUUGUGGCAAAUUUAGUGCUGGAAAAAAAUAAAAAAUGAUCAGUGGAUUUCAAAUAGCCUUGAAAAAUACCAUUGACGUUAUAGCUCCACCAGCAACACCAAUCCAGGACUUUAUCUACCACUGGAAGCAGUUGAUGAAAUUUUACUCCCGUCAUAAAACAAAUUGCAAGGUCUCGAUAGAAAACACAGGCAUUCCCCAGCACUUGAACCGCUUACUAGAAAUUCUUCUUGCUGAAGAAAAAGAAAGUGACAACCCCGGGUUAUGUUUGGAAUACUUGCUCCAGCAUAAGCUGUUGGAUUGGCUGGCAACGUUGGCCAGCGCAGAAACACCUCCAGGAAUGCGGCUAGUCUGUCUGAUAUUCUUCAAAAAAUUCCUGGCGCGAACAAAGUUCCCACUUCUGCAUCAAGCCGCUGUAUAUGGCCCAGUGUUGCGGUUGAUCGGGCUCUGCAACGGGAGUAUUCCGUCGCCGAUCGAGGGUGAAGAGGUAAAAUUCCUUCUGACGCUCUGCUUCCUAAUAUGCAGAUACCCUCACCUGACGAACAUCGUCAAUGACUGUAGCAGUGUUCGCCUGGAGCACUGUGUGGUCAAAGGUUCUGAGCGACUGGAUGUCCAGUCGGUGACGUACAUUCCCAGCAGACAGCGGACGAACCACUCGAUCAAUCCCUUGUUCGAGCCACUAAACACCCAAGCGAUAACUCUGGUGAAUCCGAACCUCUUUGCUUGCGAUCACCACCAGAGACGCUCGAUUUGCACCGAAAGGUUCAAGAAGUCGGCCAAGUUCUGUAAUAAGACCGGGAGAAAAGUCUCUGGUAGGUCCAAUGAGUCGACGUCGUCAAGAGACACGGAAAACUCUUCAAGGUGUUCUAGUCCGGUUGAGAAGAUUCAAGAUGCUGCCUUGGAGACUAUCGUUGAUCAAUGUGAUUACGAGAAUUGUGAUAGAGAGUCUGACCGUGUUUCUUCUUCAGUAUUUGAUAUUGACGCGAAACUCCAGGAUCUUGAAGAGUUGCGACUAGAUGAUUACCGCGGGAACGGAUUGCUAAAUGAUAACAAUUAUGCUGAUGAGAAAGGUCAGAGUUUAGCAGAGUCUAUUUCACCUGAUCCAGAGAAUUCAAAUCUACUCUUGGAUGCCUUGAUAAGUUAUUUGAACAGUGCUGACAAUACAGUGAGAGUAAGAGCCUGUGAAGGAAUAAUGGUACUAGCGACGCUUGAAGAACCAGCCUUUGCCCGUACAAUGGCACAAAGUGACUUAUCAAGGGUGCUUAGUGCUAGAUUAGAGAAUUUGUUUAAUUGUAUACCAGCUCAUGUAGAUCCUGCGGAGAUAGAUGAGAUAGACUUCACGUGGGGACUUGACUCACCGCUCUGGACUAAUGAAAAAAAGUUUCCAGGGUGUAGACAGGUCGCUGCUUAUUUUAUGUGGCUGGAUUACUGUGACCAGUUGAUCAAAGAAGCACAUCCAGAAGUUGCCGCUGCUCUUGCCAAGGCUAUCAGGUUGCUGUUUUUUGAAAAAGUUUUGACACCAGCGCUGAGUGAUCAUCAUGUUGUGCUAAUCACAGCUUUGGUGACUGAAACGCUUAAGAAAAUUACUGGAAGUGUUUUUAAUAGUGAGCUUGGAUACUGGUUAGUUGGCAUUGAACGAGUUCCAGUAGCAGAUGUCUGUGAAACUUCACUAAUAGAACGCCUGAUAGAAAAUUGUUACUCAGACAGCGAUGACUUAACUCUAGAAACACUUAAACUAUUUGAAGCGAUCCUAGAAGCACGAAACGAGCACGUAUUUCAUUGUAUGAUCCUCUCAUACCUAACAUCUCGGGGUUACUAUGACACAUCAGCAGCAGACAGCGCAAUAGCUUCCUGGAGCGACGAAGAAGAUGAGCGAGAGCGAGAGAAAAAAGGCUCGCUUGAUUUUUGUCAGGAACAAACUCACAGCCGGACUCUGGCGCCCAGCAAUAUUCACCGGAUAAUAAACUGCUUUUUGUCCUUGGUACCGCGACAACUGCAGAGUGAUUCCGGUGAAGACGACUACGGACGUUAUAUGGGUGACUGGGAGAAGCAAUACCAGCGCGCGAAAGCAGAAUGUUCAUUGUUUGCUUGGCCUUUGGAGGCUGUCUCUGUUGAUGACUCUGGUAGUUAUGACUCGAGACCUGAAGCUGAUCAUUGCUCAUCUAGGUUCUACACGGGCCCUUUUAUUGCCAUGCUCCUUGACAAAGUUUCAAACAUUCCUAAUCAAAAAUACGAAAUAAACUUACAGUUGACUGUUGUGAUUUCAAAGCUUGCUCUGUUACCUCAUCCGUACUUACAUGAGUUUUUACUCAAUCCAUUAGUACCUCUGACUCCUGGUACCAAGAGUCUCUUUAAUUGUUUACAAAAAGUCAUUAAACAAUUAGUUAGUGAUAUUAUUAAAAUGCCAAAAUAUAAAGAUGCUUUAAGAGAAACUAGAAAAAAAUUAUUACAGGAAUCUUCACAAGAUUUAAUAAAAGAUAAUAUUUUGUACGAGAGUAUUAUAAUAACGGAAGAAUUUUGUAAGGAAUUAGCAGCAAUAGCUUAUGUCAAGUAUCAACAUUCCAUGUGAAUCUGUCCAUAAUUAUGUACCUUUAUUAUUAUAAAUAUUUAAUUAAAUAGUUUAUAACUAUUUUAAAAUACCUUAAUGCACAAUUAUAAGCUUAUUAAUAUUUAAUACUUUAUACUAGUCAAAAAAAUAACAUUGUAAUAAUAAAAAUUAUUAUUUAAUUAAUU
Messenger RNA from Cotesia glomerata, 2969 nucleotides. Its product is annotated as FHF complex subunit HOOK interacting protein 2A-like. NCBI's taxonomy places the organism in Eukaryota, Metazoa, Arthropoda, Insecta, Hymenoptera, Braconidae. The record is from RefSeq and is a predicted model, not a curated record. The transcript has 5 exons. The coding region runs from base 274 to 2805 and encodes 843 amino acids.